Molecule: messenger RNA, 7600 nt
Organism: Marmota flaviventris (yellow-bellied marmot)
Lineage: Eukaryota; Metazoa; Chordata; Mammalia; Rodentia; Sciuridae
Gene: Tnrc6a
Product: trinucleotide repeat containing adaptor 6A
Biological process (GO): miRNA-mediated post-transcriptional gene silencing; positive regulation of nuclear-transcribed mRNA poly(A) tail shortening
Cellular component (GO): P-body; nucleoplasm
Molecular function (GO): nucleic acid binding
Source: RefSeq, a predicted model, not a curated record
GGCCUGGGGCCUGCGGCGGCGGCGGCGGCGGCGGCAGCAGCGGCGGCGGCGGCGGCGGCGGCGGCGGCAGCGGGUCGGUGUAGAAAAUGGCGCUGGUGCAGCGGCUCGGGCCUCUCCCCGCGGCGCUGCGGAGGGCUUGAGGCUCGCGAGCCUCAUCACCGCGCCCCACUUGCUCGUGCACUUUACACACAUGAGAGAAUUGGAAGCUAAAGCUACCAAAGACGUAGAAAGAAAUCUUAGCAGGGAUUUAGUGCAAGAAGAAGAACAGUUGAUGGAAGAAAAGAAAAAGAAAAAAGACGACAAGAAAAAGAAGGAAGCUGCUCAAAAGAAGGCCACUGAACAAAAAAUCAAAGUGCCAGAACAGAUAAAGCCCAGUGUAAGCCAGCCUCAGCCUGCCAACUCUAAUAACGGCACUUCCACAGCAACCAGCACUAAUAAUAAUGCCAAGCGAGCUACAGCCAACAAUCAGCAGCAGCAGCAGCAACAGCAGCAGCCGCAGCAGCCGCAGCAACAGCAGCAGCAGCAGCAGCCGCCACCACCACCACUGCAGCAGCAGCAGCAGCAGCAGCAGCCGCCGCAGCCACAGGCCUUGCCUCGGUAUCCUCGAGAAGUACCUCCACGAUUUCGCCACCAGGAACAUAAGCAGCUUCUAAAGAGGGGUCAGCAUUUUCCUGUCAUAGCAGCAAACCUGGGAUCUGCUGUUAAGGUGUUAAACAGCCAGUCAGAAAGCAGUGCUGUAAUAAAUCAGCAGCCACAAAAUAACGGAGAGGUGCAGAACAGCAGAACCGAGUCAGAUAUAAACCACAAUACUUCAGGAUCCCAUUAUGAAAAUUCCCAGCGGGGACCUGUGUCUUCUACGAGUGACUCCAGCACAAACUGUAAGAAUGCUGUUGUGAGCGACUUGUUGGAAAAAGAAGUAUGGCCUUCAGUCCCUGGCAGUGAUCCAGAAUUGGCUUCAGAAUGUGUGGAUGCUGAUUCUGCCUCCAGUUCUGAAUCAGAGAGAAACAUCACUAUCAUGGCUUCAGGGAGCACAGGUGGUGAAAAAGAUAGCCUUCGGAAUAGCACUGGACUUGGUUCCCAAAACAAGUUUGUGGUUGGUAGCAGCAGCAAUAAUGUGGGCCAUGGAAGCAGUACUGGACCGUGGGGGUUUUCCCAUGGAGCCAUAAUAAGCACAUGUCAGGUCUCUGUGGAUGCUCCUGAAAGCAAAUCAGAAAGUAGCAACAAUAGAAUGAAUGCUUGGGGCACUGUAAGUUCUUCAUCAAAUGGAGGGUUAAAUCCAAGCACUUUGAAUUCAGCUAGCAACCAUGGUGCCUGGCCAGUAUUAGAGAACAAUGGACUUGCCCUAAAAGGGCCUGUAGGGAGUGGUAAUUCUGGCAUCAAUAUUCAGUGCAGUACCAUAGGCCAGAUGCCUAACAAUCAGAGUAUUAACUCUAAAGUGAGUGGUUCUUCUACCCAUGGUACCUGGGGAAGCCUUCAGGAAACUUGUGAAUCUGAAGUAAGUGGUACACAGAAGGUUUCAUUCAGUGGUCAACCUCAAAAUAUUACCACUGAAAUGACUGGACCAAAUAACACUACUAACUUUAUGACCUCUAGUUUACCAAACUCCGGUUCAGUACAGAAUAAUGAACUGCCUAGUAGUAAUACAGGGGCCUGGCGUGUGAGCACAAUGAAUCAUCCUCAAAUACAGGCUCCAUCAGUUAUGAAUGGCACUUCCCUUUCUCAUCUUAGCAAUGGAGAGUCAAAAAGUGGGGGCUCUUAUGGUACUACAUGGGGUGCCUAUGGUUCUAAUUACUCUGGAGACAAGUGUUCCGGCCCUAAUGGCCAAGCUAAUGGUGACACUGUGAAUGCAACUCUAAUGCAGCCUGGCAUCAAUGGGCCUGUGGGCACUAACUUUCAAGUUAACACAAAUAAAGGAGGAAGCGUUUGGGAGUCUGGGGCAGCAAAUUCCCAGAGUACGUCAUGGGGAAGUGGAAAUGGUGCGAAUUCUGGAGGAAGUCGAAGAGGAUGGGGAACCCCUGCACAAAACACUGGCACUAAUAUACCCAGCGUCGAGUGGAACAAACUGCCUAGCAAUCAGCAUUCCAGUGACAGUGCAAACGGCAAUGGAAAGAAGUUUACAAAUGGAUGGAAGUCUACUGAGGAAGAGGAUCAGGGUUCUGCCACAUCUCAGACAAAUGAGCAAAGCAGCGUGUGGGCCAAAACAGGAGGUGCAGUGGAGAGUGAGGGUAGCACAGAAAGCACUGGACGCUUAGAGGAAAAAGCAACUGGGGACAGUCAGAGUCGAGACAGAAGAAAACUUGAUCAGCACACAUUACUCCAAAGCAUCGUGAACAGAACUGACUUAGAUCCACGUGUCCUGUCCAACUCUGGCUGGGGACAGACUCCUAUUAAGCAGAAUACUGCCUGGGAUACCGAAACAUCACCCAGAGGGGAAAGAAAGACUGACAAUGGGACCGAGGCCUGGGGAAGCUCUGCAGCACAGACUCUUAACUCAGGGGCAUGUAUGGAGAAGACUGGCCCUAAUGGUAAUGAUACCUCAGCUGUAUCGGGGUGGGGCGAUCCCAAGCCUGCUCUGAGGUGGGGAGAUUCCAAAGGCUCAAACUGCCAGGGGGGGUGGGAAGAUGAUUCUGCUGCUACAGGAAUGAUCAAGAGCAAUCAGUGGGGGAAUUGCAAAGAGGAGAAGUCUGCGUGGAAUGAUUCGCAAAAGAACAAACAGGGAUGGGGUGAUGGACAGAAGGCAAGCCAAGGUUGGUCCGUUUCUGCCAGUGACAACUGGGGAGAAACCUCAAGGAGUAACCAUUGGGGGGAGGCUAAUAAAAAGUCCAGCUCAGGAGGUAGUGACAGUGAUAGGUCCGUUUCUGGUUGGAAUGAACUUGGUAAAACUAGUUCUUUUACUUGGGGAAAUAACAUAAAUCCAAAUAAUUCAUCAGGAUGGGAUGAAUCUGCUAAACCUAAUCCUUCCCAGGGAUGGGGAGACCCUCCAAAGUCUAAUCAGUCUCUAGGUUGGGGAGAUUCAUCAAAGCCAGUCAGUUCUCCGGACUGGAACAAGCAACAAGACCUUGUUGGGUCCUGGGGAAUCCCACCAGCUACAGGCAAACCUCCUGGCACAGGCUGGCUGGGGGGACCCAUACCAGCCCCAGCAAAAGAAGAAGAGCCCACAGGCUGGGAGGAACCAUCCCCAGAAUCCAUACGACGCAAAAUGGAGAUUGAUGAUGGAACUUCUGCCUGGGGAGAUCCAAGCAAAUACAACUACAAAAAUGUGAACAUGUGGAACAAAAACGUCCCAAAUGGCAGCAGCCGUUCAGACCAGCAAGCACAGGUACAUCAGCUGCUGCCUUCUGCAAGUGCCAUCUCCAGCAAAGAGGCAAGCAGCGGCUCUGGCUGGGGUGAGCCCUGGGGGGAGCCUUCUACUCCAGCCACAACUGUGGAUAAUGGUACUUCAGCAUGGGGUAAACCCAUAGACAGUGGUCCCAGCUGGGGGGAACCCAUUGCUCCGGCAUCCAACACAUCCACCUGGGGCUCCAGCUCUGUUGGUCCACAAGCGUUAAGCAAAUCUGGGCCAAAAUCUAUGCAAGAUGGCUGGUGUGGUGAUGAUAUGCCAUUGCCUGGAAAUCGCCCCACUGGCUGGGAAGAGGAAGAGGAUGUAGAGAUUGGAAUGUGGAAUAGUAACUCAUCUCAAGAGCUUAACUCAUCUUUAAAUUGGCCACCAUAUACCAAGAAAAUGUCAUCGAAGGGUCUGAGUGGCAAAAAAAGGAGAAGGGAAAGGGGAAUGAUGAAAGGUGGAAACAAACAAGAAGAAGCAUGGAUAAAUCCAUUUGUUAAACAGUUUUCAAAUAUCAGUUUUUCGAGAGACUCACCAGAAGAAAAUGUACAGAGCAAUAAGAUGGACCUUUCUGGAGGAAUGUUACAAGACAAACGAAUGGAGAUAGAUAAACAUAGCCUGAAUAUUGGUGAUUACAAUCGAACGGUCGGGAAAGGCCCUGGUUCUCGGCCUCAGAUUUCCAAAGAGUCUUCCAUGGAGCGCAAUCCUUAUUUUGAUAAGAAUGGCAAUCCCAGUAUGUUUGGUGUUGGAAACACAGCAGCACAACCCCGGGGCCUGCAGCAGCCUCCAGCACAACCUCUUAGUUCAUCUCAGCCUAAUCUCCGUGCUCAAGUGCCUCCUCCAUUACUCUCCCCUCAGGUUCCAGUUUCAUUGCUGAAGUAUGCACCAAACAACGGUGGCCUGAAUCCGCUCUUCGGCCCUCAGCAGGUAGCCAUGCUGAACCAGCUAUCCCAACUAAACCAGCUUUCUCAGAUCUCCCAGUUACAGCGAUUGUUAGCGCAGCAGCAAAGGGCGCAGAGUCAGAGAAGCGUGCCUUCUGGUAACCGGCAGCAGCAAGACCAGCAGGGUCGACCUCUUAGUGUACAGCAGCAAAUGAUGCAGCAAUCUCGUCAACUUGAUCCAAACGUGUUGGUGAAGCAGCCGACUCCACCGUCUCAGCAGCAGUCACUCCAUCAGCCAGCCAUGAAGUCUUUCCUUGACAAUGUCAUGCCUCACACUACACCGGAGCUGCAAAAAGGGCCAUCACCAAUAAAUGCUUUCAGCAACUUUCCUAUAGGCUUGAACUCGAACUUGAAUGUAAAUAUGGAUAUGAACAGUAUUAAAGAGCCACAGUCAAGACUAAGGAAGUGGACUACAGUGGACAGCAUUUCUGUGAACACAUCUUUGGAUCAAAAUUCCAGCAAACAUGGUGCUAUUUCAAGUGGUUUCAGGCUGGAGGAAUCCCCAUUUGUUCCCUAUGACUUUAUGAACAGCAGUUCUUCACCAGCCAGUCCUCCAGGUUCAGUAGGAGAUGGCUGGCCACGUGCCAAAUCGCCCAACGGCUCUAGCAGUGUUAACUGGCCACCAGAAUUUCGCCCUGGUGAGCCAUGGAAAGGUUAUCCAAACAUUGACCCCGAAACUGACCCUUACGUCACUCCUGGCAGUGUCAUAAACAAUCUUUCAAUUAAUACUGUGCGGGAAGUUGACCACCUCAGGGACAGGAACAGUGGGUCAUCCUCAUCCUUGAACACCACGCUGCCUUCAACUAGUGCCUGGUCAUCCAUUCGUGCCUCCAACUACAACGUUCCCCUCAGCAGUACAGCACAAAGCACUUCAGCCAGAAAUAGUGAUUCCAAAUUGACAUGGUCUCCUGGUUCAGUCACAAACACCUCUCUGGCUCAUGAGCUGUGGAAGGUCCCUUUGCCACCUAAGAACAUCACUGCUCCGUCCCGCCCGCCUCCGGGACUGACUGGUCAGAAGCCGCCCUUGUCUACGUGGGAUAAUUCUCCCCUUCGUGUAGGUGGAGGAUGGGGAAAUUCUGACGCCAGAUAUACCCCAGGUUCCAGCUGGGGUGAGAGCAGCUCAGGGAGAAUAACAAAUUGGCUUGUUCUGAAAAACCUUACACCUCAGAUCGAUGGCUCAACUCUGCGUACCCUGUGCAUGCAGCAUGGCCCGCUGAUCACAUUCCACCUGAACCUCCCACACGGAAACGCUUUGGUCCGCUACAGUUCAAAAGAAGAGGUAGUGAAGGCACAAAAGUCUCUGCACAUGUGCGUCCUGGGGAACACGACUAUUCUUGCUGAGUUUGCCAGUGAAGAGGAGAUCAGUCGUUUCUUUGCACAAAGUCAGUCUCUGACCCCUUCUCCUGGCUGGCAGUCCCUCGGGUCCAGCCAGAGCCGGCUGGGCUCCCUCGACUGUUCCCACUCCUUCUCCAGCCGGACCGAUCUCAAUCACUGGAAUGGUGCUGGGCUGUCGGGAACUAACUGUGGAGACCUUCACGGCACUUCCCUCUGGGGGACCCCACAUUAUUCCACAAGCCUGUGGGGUCCCCCAAGCAGCAGCGACCCCCGGGGAAUUAGCAGCCCAUCCCCCAUUAACGCUUUCCUUUCUGUUGACCACCUGGGUGGGGGUGGGGAGUCCAUGUAAGGGUGUAGUUGUAGACUCACAAACUGUGACCUCAAGAUGCGAGAGAUGGAGCACUAAGUUGGGCUCGCCGCCUGCAGCCAGGGGCCACCUGUGGGAACAGCUGUUCUCUGCACAUUUUCCACUUUGUUUUCCCCAAAACAUAUCAGUUUGAAUACUUGAAUCAUGCAGGCCAAUAUUAUAAUGUGAAAAGGUAUCUAUCUAUUUACACUCCCAAGUAGCGCCAUACAUGCUAGACCAUAUAGAAUGAGCUCACUUGUGUAUAUUCAUCAUGUUUAGCCUUGGAUUCAUUCUUCCUUUCUUCUUUCUGUUUUUUCUCCUCCCUCCCCACCCCCCCCCCUUUCCUUUUUUUGCAAAACCAUGUUUUGGGCUGAUAAUGUAUGAGCUUUUACCUUUGCACUGAAUGAUGUUCUCUCCGUCUAAUCGGCAAUAUGGGGGGGCAGCUGUUCCAGUGUAAAUGUUUACUCAAGGAUGUUCUUAAAGGUGUGCGCUCUCUACUAUGCCUUGAUGUUGCCUACCUUGUUGUGGUAUCGUGGAGUUUAAAAGAUCAAGUUAUGAUACUGACUUAGGAUUAUUAAUGAAAGUAUUGCACCAGUUUUUUCAUGUUGUAAAACUAAAGAAUUUCGCUCUGCAGUUUGAAAAACUGUGGCCACAGCUGUGACUUGCAGCCCACCUGCCACCCAGGACGGGCCCUGCACUUUGAAUAGGCUUUCCAUUUUGUUUUGAAGGUUCUCACGCUGAGCCUUCUUGUUUACAGAUUUUUUUGUUUGUUUUUUGAGAAAAAAAAAAUGUUUACUCUUCCAUCAUUUAAAAAAAAAAUUAAAAAACAAAAAAAAAAAUGGAGGAUGAUUUAAAAGAUGCUUUCUAUCUCUGGGAAAAAAGGAGCAGCAUUUGGCCAUGUUCUUUCGUUUUUCUAUUCCUGUCCUAAAUCAAAGAGCAUGGUUCUCAGGAAAACCAGUUCCCCAGUUUAAAAAAAAAAAAAAAAAAAUCCUUGUAUUUUUUUAUAGAAAAAAAAGAAACCCCCCCCCAACUUUUAGCACUGAUACUACGUAUUGCUCUGUUAAAGAAUUUUCUCUGCCAAAAAAAGAAAAAAAAGAAAAAAAUGCUUAAAGCUGGAGUUGGACAUUCUGCUUUCAGAUGCUGUCUUUUUCUUAGUGAUGAUGGUUUGCUAAUAAUCAAUAGGUAAUGAUUUUUGUAAUCCCAUCAAGUGGCUCUCUGUUUCUGCUCUCUUGUGACUGUGUUAAUGUUUAACUGUUGUACCUUAAAGCCGAAAUCAGUAACUAUGCAUACUGUAACCAAGGUAUUGGGCCUACAGAGUUGUUUGUUGUAUAAAGAAAAUUUUAAAUGUUGUUGCAAACUAACGAGUUACAUCAUUUUUAAAUUUCUUCCCCCCCCCCCUUUUUUCGCCCACAAAUGGUAUUAUAAUGCUUGCUUAGUCAAAGAAGAGAGACUAAACAAGGGUAAAAAUUUUAACAGUACAGAAUUUGCCAUCAUUUCAUUGCCUUGAUUCUAACUGUUUGUGUCCUAAGAUGCAAAAGAAGUCAGUGGCUUUUAACUGUUUACAAAUAGAAUGUGAUUGUAAAUGUACAGUUCGGUUGUGUUGAAUUAUGAACUUUCUUCAGAUAUAAUAAACCAUGACUUUUUGGCUGCUCAACA